Colletotrichum lupini is the source of this 3147-nucleotide messenger RNA. Its product is annotated as major facilitator superfamily transporter. The transcript is spliced from 8 exons. Gene Ontology annotation, biological process: transmembrane transport; rRNA processing. Gene Ontology annotation, molecular function: snoRNA binding; transmembrane transporter activity. The coding region runs from base 1 to 3147 and encodes 1048 amino acids. NCBI's taxonomy places the organism in Eukaryota, Fungi, Ascomycota, Sordariomycetes, Glomerellales, Glomerellaceae. Gene Ontology annotation, cellular component: membrane. The record is from RefSeq and is a predicted model, not a curated record.
AUGAGAUGUGGCGCGAUUGCCGGUGAUUUAUCGGUUGUCGAGGUGCGACCCAAUGCGCGUUUUGAAGUCUAUCAGUACAACUUUAAUGUAUUUUACGAGCUGAACAGUCGCCGCCAGUCUCUUUUUGAAGACACUUUGCGACGUCGUGAAUUAAAGCUGGCGAUGAUGAGUGAGAAGGUGGGAGUGAAGCUCCGGGGAAGCUCGAGUGAGGUCCGCGCCAUUCUCAUCCCGACUUACCUACAACUAUUUGCAUUCUUAAAGGAGGUCUUGAACCACAUUGGCUGCGAACGAAAUCGUCUGUGUAACAAGCGACUCAUCAAAUUCACAAUGGUCACCACACGAAACGGGAAGCGCACAGCCGCCGAGGCGCCCGCCGCAGCUGCGACCACCAAGAAGCAGAAGCUCCCGGUGCGGGCAAAGGAGGGCAAGACGGCCGCCAGCAAGAAGGAUGAGACCAGCCGAUCGUCAUCAUCAAAAAAGAGGGCCUCCUUUGUCGUGGAGCUGAAAUCGGAAGCCGGCGCGGCUGCGGGCGCGCAGGACGUCAAGGAGAAGCAGAUCAUCACAGGCGCCGAGCAGCCGGCUCCCAGGACGGACGCUGAUGAGAUUGGGGAUUCUGAUGCCUCGCCCGAGUCGAUUGGCGAUGAAGCGCACGAGGCUGCGGAACAGCUUGCGGCGGAGUCCAAGACGGCGCUCGUUGCCGAGGGAGGCGACGACGACGAUUCCGACUCGGAUGCGGCGCCUGAGGCAGUUUCUACGUCCAAGGCUGCCGUGCAGGCCAAGAAGUCUGCGCAGGCUGCCAACAAGGCCAUUGCAGAACAACAAGCCAACCAGAAGCGCAAGCGCCAAGAGCGCAACGCCAGGCUCCAGGAACAGGCCGCGGCGCGCAAGGCUCAAGAGGACGUGGCACCGGCGAAGCAGUCGAGUAACGAGGAGGAGGAGGAGGAGAGCGAGGAAAAGACGGAGACUCCGGCGCGGGACUCCACCACCACAGGACGCCGGAAGAGGCUGGAUCUCCCUUCGGAGCUCCCGGCCGAGUUCCUCGAGUCCGACUCGGAGGACGACGGCGAGACUGAGGACGGGGCGGGGGAUCGCAAGCCCCGCAAGGCACGGAAGAUCGAGACGGCGGAGGCCCAACUCCUGCGCGAGGCCCGCGCGCCCAGGGACGAGGUCGUCGGCACGACCGUGUUCCGGACCGUCAAGAAGGAGGACGAGAGGCUGGCGCCCAAGGCGCAGAAGUAUUCUGUCAAUGCCAAGAAGGCGUUGCUGGCCCGCGGUAGGGCGCCGGCGAAGGCGCGCAGGGGGUUUUUGGGAUAUGCCCCGGGGGCAACGGAUGAUAUACAAAAGUUUUUGGGUUUGCGGUUCAUCAAGCGGAGUCUAUUGCUGCAUGUCUGUCCAAGUGAAGUUGAUCAAUCGGCUCUAGGUCUCGGGAUCCGGCUCCGAAUAACGGCGCUCACAGCACCGGUGUCUCCACUUUGGCCAUCGUGGGCUACCAUUGCGCCAUUGUCGCAACCCAACCAACGGCGCGGAUGUUGGCCGAAACGGGCAGACAAGUCGUUUAUUGCCGGGAUUGAUGCGACCGGCCAUACUGCGAGUGCCGACGACUCUGCGACCUCGCAGCAGGCUCAGGCCUCUGUGCUCAAAACAAUGGCGAUGGCUUCACUCGAGGAAAAGUCACCUCCCGUGGCCGCCACGGACCCAGCCGACACUCACGAUGAAAGCCAGGAUACAUCCCGCGACAGCCCGUGGAUUCGCUUCAUGACGGCGAUCCGUUGGUACUCCAAAGACACGCCCAGCGAAGAGAAAAGACUCGUCCUCCGUCUGGACCUGCUGAUCCUCGUCUUUGGCUGUCUCUGCUUCUUCACAAAGUACCUCGACCAGUCCUCCCUGACUAAUGCCUACGUCAGCGGCAUGAAGGAGGACCUCAACCUCCAAGGAAACGAACUCAACUACAUGACCAUCGUCUUCUGGUCCUCGUACUGCACCUCCAUGAUCCCCGCCUGCUACUACCUGACCCGCCACCCCAUCAACAUCGUCCUCCCCGUCCUCGAGAUCGGCUGGGGCCUCUCCACCCUCGGCCUCGCCUGGGCGCGCAACGUGCAGACAGUCUACGCCAUGCGCUUCUUCACCGGCCUCUUCGAGUCCUCCUCCUUCACAGGCAUCAUCUACGUCAUCGGGUCCUGGUACAAGCCAGCCGAGAUCGGCCGCCGCGUCGCCCUCUUCUACGUCGCCGCGCCCCUCGGCACAAUGUUCGCAGGCUACCUCCAGGCCGCCGCCUACACCAACCUCCACGGCGCCCGCGGCCUCGCCGGCUGGCGCUGGCUCUUCGUCGUCGACGCCGUCAUCACCGUCCCCAUCGCCCUCGUCGGCUUCUUCGUCUUCCCGGACGUCCCCGCGCGGUCGAGGCCGAGGCUGCUCCCGCCGCGCCUCUACGCCCUCGCGUGCGACCGCCUCCGGGGCCUGACGGCGCCGCCGCGGCUCAAGGUCUCGCGGGACAUUUUCGCGCGCGUGUUCCGCCGCUGGCAUUGGUACCUCUUCGUCGCGCAGUGGACCAUCAUGAACGAGAACCUGCAGCCCAGCGGGUCCCCGUUUUCCCUCUACCUCAAGGCCUUCCCCGCGACAUACUCCGUGACGCGGAUCAACACCCUGCCCACCGUCGCGACCGCCAUCUCCGUCGUCUCGGCCUUUGCCGCGGGCGCCGUGGCCGAUCGCACGGGCUGGUUCGCUGGGUUAUCUGUCGCUGCCACCGUACCAUCGCUGGUUGGCGUCAUCCUACUCGUGGCGUGGGACGUCGGCGAGCGCGGUCGUCUGGCGGCGUUCAUGCUCAACGGGUUCGAGGGCGCGAUCCCCUCGCUGACGAUGGCGUGGGCUACAAUUACCAUGGCCGGGGAUGCCGAGGAGCGCGCUAUCGUGACGGCGUCGAUGAAUGCCAUUGGGCAGGCCAUUGUUGCCUGGGCGCAGCUGCUGCAGUUUCCUGCUGUUGAGGCGCCGCACUUUCGGCGUGGGUUUAGGAGUGUUGUGGCGACGAUGGUGGUGCAGUUCUUCAUUACUGGUGCGAUUUGGUUUUUGGUCAGGAGGGAUCGGAGGAAGCAGAAGGAUGCGGUGGAAGACAUCGGGGAUCCGAUUCAGGAGGCCAAGCAAGGGGUCUAG